UCUCCCUCCCUUGCGCUGCUUCUCUUGGACUCUCUCUCUCUCUUCUUCUUCUUCUUCUUCGCAUGGAAAGAGAUACUGUAUGCGUUUGUGUGUACAUAUAGAGAGAGAAAGAGACGUACCGAUAUAUAUUUAUAUAGAGUGAGAAACCCUUCACACCACCGUCCUCCUGUACCCCUAUCCGAUCAUACGCUAUUUACUGUCGUUGUCGUCAGUCAAUCAAUCACUCAUUUUCUCCACAAAUCAAAGCAUUUUCGCCUCAGAUCAAUCCCAAUCUCAGAAACGUAGUUGGAGGUGGUGGUGAUGGCACCGAGCACGAUCCGGAAGGCGAUCGGCGCCGUAAAGGACCAAACGAGCAUCAGCAUCGCCAAAGUGGCCGGCAACGUCGCGCCGGACCUCGAAGUUUUGAUCGUCAAGGCGACGAGCCACGACAACGAACCUGCCGACGAGAAGUACGUUCGGGAGAUCCUGAAAAUCACUUCGUAUUGGAAAGGCUACGCCAACGCGUGUGUUUUGACCAUCUCGAAGCGAUUAAGCAAAACUCGUGAUUGGAUUGUGGCAUUGAAGGCUUUGAUGCUUGUACACAGACUGUUGGUUGAUGGGAGUCCUGUUUUGGGGCAAGAGAUCAUGUAUGCGAGUCGAAAGGGGACGAGGGUUUUGAACAUGUCUGAUUUUCGCGACGAGGCUCACUCGAAUUCGUGGGAUCAUUCGGGGUUUGUGAGGACUUAUGCGUUGUACCUUGAUCAAAAGCUUGAAUUUUUGGUGUAUGAAAGGAAAUUGAGUGUUGAUGAUCGGAGGCGAUACGAGGAUGGUUAUGGAAAUGGCGAGUCUAGGGAAGAAUCCAGUUAUGGGAUGGAUAGGAGGUCGAGGUCUUAUGGUGAUUUGAAUGAGAGGGUGGUGGAGGAAGAGCAGAGGAAAGAGAGUACCCCAAUUAGGGAAUUGAAUUCGGAAAGGAUUUUGGAGAGGUUGAAUCAGUUGCUUCGGAAUUUUAACCGGUUGUUGGCUUGUUGGCCUACCGGGGCGGCAAAGAAUAGUAGGAUGGUGCUUGUUGCUCUAUACCCUGUUGUGAAGGAGAGUUUUAGGCUUUAUAAUGAUGUAUGUGAGGUUUUGGGGGUUUUGUUGGAACGUUUUUCGGAGAUGGAGUAUGCAGAUUGUGUUAAGGCUUUUGAUGCUUAUGUUAGUGCAGGAAAGAUGAUCGAUGAGCUUGUGGGGUUUUAUGGGUGGUGUAAUGAUAUUGGGGUUGCUAGGUCUUCGGAGUAUCCUGAAGUGCAGAAGAUCUCUGAUAAGCUUUUGGAUACACUUGAGGGGUUUUUGAGGGAAAAGGUCAAUAAGCCAAGGAGCCCUGAGAGAAGUAGGCAAGAGGGUUCAUCGGUUGUUAAAGAGGUGGCAACCCCGGAUAUGAAUGAAAUGAAAGCACUCCCUCCACCGGAGAAUUACACUCCUGCACCACCUCCUAUGCCCGAACACAAACCACAGCCACCACAGGUGACUGAAGACUUGGUGAAUUUGAAGGAUGAUGCGGUUUCAGCUGAAGAUCAGAGUAACAAAUUGGCGUUGGCUUUGUUUUCUGGACCAGCCUCUACAAAUGCAAAUGGAUCAUGGGAAGCAUUUCCAUCAAAUGGACAACCUGAAGUGACUUCGGCUUGGCAAACAAUGGCAGCUGAAAGUGGUAAAGCUGAUUGGGAAUUGGCCUUGGUGGAGUCAGCUAGUAAUCUAUCAAAACAAAAGGCUGAUUUAGCAGGUGGUUUUGAUCCAUUGCUAUUGAAUGGCAUGUAUGAUCAGGGGACAGUGAGGCAGCAUGUGAGCAAUUCUCAGCUGAGUGAUGGGAGCUCGAGUAGUGUGGCGAUGCCAGGGAUGGGCAAGAGUGCAACACCGGUGCUUGCAUUGCCUGCCCCGGAUGGAGCAGUCCAAGCUGUGGGGCAACAAGACCCUUUUGCAGCAUCCCUUACAGUGCCGCCUCCUUCAUACGUGCAGGUCGCGGAUAUGGAGAAGAAACAGCAUUUGCUUACACAAGAACAGCAGCUUUGGCAGCAGUAUGGAAGCAAUGGAAUGCAAGGCCAAGUCGGUUUUGCCAAGAUUGCCGGUGAUGCCAAUUACUAUGGCUCUGGUGUGCACCCAAUGAUGCCUUAUGGUAUGCCACCAGUCACCGGCAUGGGACAGCCCGGAGGAUACUACUCCACACCCUACUGAUUACUGAAUUGCUUUCUCUGGUUGAGUGAUCUUCUUGCUACAAUGCGCAUAACUAUCAUAAUUUUCUGAUUGCCUCCCCUUUGUUUUAUAUCAUUUGCUUCAUUUGUGUAUUUACUAUAUUAUGCAUAAGAGGGAGUGAGAGAAGAUUAUAGAGGCCAUACUAUAGUAUUUGUUAUAAUUUGUUCUUGUUUGAUGAAUUCUUCAUAUAAUUCUGAUUUCAUGUUUUCCUUUC
Messenger RNA from Cornus florida, 2419 nucleotides. Its product is annotated as probable clathrin assembly protein At4g32285. The transcript is spliced from 2 exons. The record is from RefSeq and is a predicted model, not a curated record. Lineage: Eukaryota; Viridiplantae; Streptophyta; Magnoliopsida; Cornales; Cornaceae. Gene Ontology annotation, cellular component: clathrin-coated vesicle; clathrin-coated pit. Gene Ontology annotation, molecular function: clathrin heavy chain binding; SNARE binding; phosphatidylinositol-4,5-bisphosphate binding. Gene Ontology annotation, biological process: vesicle budding from membrane; clathrin-dependent endocytosis; clathrin coat assembly. Bases 301 to 2187 code for a protein of 628 amino acids.